UGUUUUUCAGGGGUGUGGAUUGCACAGGAGACAGAGCACAUCAGCCCUAAAGGCAGGCAAUAUUUGGGAGGCACCUUCAUGGUGGUUUCUUCCUCUUGCUGUCCCCAGCCAUUGUUUCCAUCCCCCCACAUCCAUCCAUCCAACCCCUGGGAAGGUGUCUGGCUCUGGCUGUUUGGAUUGCACCUGCCCUGUGCGCAGCAGCAUCGUCUAUCUCCCCCUCUCUCCUCCCAUCCACAAUACAGGAGGUGCCGCUGCUCAGCAUCCAGGAGAGGAGACACGCCUGGUACAGGGGGGGCACAGCGAUCCCAGCCUUGGAAUUACAUGGCAUCCACGUCCUGAUGGCCAAGAAAUAGAGGAUAUUCCCCGAUCCUGUGGGAGGACAGAGCCCGACAGCAUCCGAGGAGGAGAGCAUUGUUCCCAUUUCCUGGAAUUCCAUUAUGAAAGGAGCCAAGCAGUAAAUUUAAAAGGUGCAGGAUGAAAAGAUGGCGCAGGCACGACUUGUACCACCAGGACCCGACAGCUUCCACUAUUUCACCAGGGAAUCCCUUGACGCUAUCGAGAAACGCAUUGCAGAGGAGAAGGCAAAGAAGCCCAAGCAAGAGCAAAACAUUGACGAUGAUGAAAAUGGCCCCAAGCCGAGCAGUGACUUGGAAGCGGGCAAAAGUCUGCCAUUUAUAUAUGGUGAUAUACCACCUGGAAUGGUGUCAGAGCCACUGGAGGACCUAGACCCAUAUUACAUGAAUCAGAAAACUUUUAUAGUAUUGAAUAGAGGGAAGGCAAUCUUCCGCUUCAGUGCCACGUCUGCCUUGUACAUUUUAACCCCCUUCAACCCUCUUAGAAAAGUAGCUAUUAAGGUUUUGGUACAUUCAUUAUUCAGCAUGCUCAUUAUGUUCACUAUUUUGACCAACUGCGUGUUCAUGACCAUGAGUAAUCCCCCAGAAUGGACGAAGAAUGUAGAAUACACAUUCACUGGAAUCUAUACAUUCGAGUCUCUGAUAAAAAUUCUUGCAAGGGGUUUUUGUCUAGAGAAAUUUACUUUCCUGAGGGACCCAUGGAACUGGCUGGAUUUCAGUGUAAUCCUUAUGGCAUAUGUCACAGAGUUUGUGGACCUGGGCAAUGUCUCAGCAUUGAGAACAUUCAGAGUUCUCCGAGCAUUGAAAACAAUUUCAGUAAUUCCAGGUCUGAAGACCAUUGUGGGUGCCCUGAUUCAGUCGGUUAAGAAGCUUUCGGAUGUGAUGAUUCUGACAGUGUUUUGUCUGAGUGUCUUUGCACUAAUAGGACUGCAGCUUUUCAUGGGACACCUACGGAAUAAAUGCUUACUGUGGCCUCCACUAUACAGCACUUAUGAAAUGAACUUCACAUCCUACUUCAAUGGCACAAUGAACAGCAACAGCACGUUUUUCAACAGAACUGUCCCUAACUUUGACUGGCAGGAAUACGUUGAAGACGAUUCACACUUUUACAAGUUGGAAGGUCACAAGGACUUUUUGCUGUGUGGAAACUCAUCAGAUUCAGGUCAAUGCCCAGAAGGAUAUGUGUGUGUUAAGAUUGGAAGAAACCCCAAUUAUGGAUAUACAAGCUUUGAUACAUUCAGCUGGGCUUUCUUAUCCCUUUUUCGACUCAUGACUCAAGACUAUUGGGAAAAUCUAUAUCAGCUGACUCUUCGAGCCGCUGGUAAGACCUACAUGAUCUUCUUUGUGUUGGUGAUCUUCUUGGGAUCCUUUUAUCUGGUCAAUCUGAUCCUGGCUGUGGUAGCUAUGGCUUAUGAGGAACAGAAUCAGGCAACACUGGAAGAAGCAGAGAAGAAAGAGACUGAAUUUCAGCAAAUGUUGGAGCAACUUAAAAAACAACAAGAAGAAGCUCAGGCGGCAGCUGCAGCAGCACUUAAUCUAUCGAAAGAGUACAGCGAAGAGGGCGGCUUUGGGCCCCUUUCUGAAAGUUCGUCAGAGGCUUCUAAGCUAAGUUCCAAAAGUGCCAAAGACCGACGCAACCGAAAGAAGAAAAAAAGACAGAAAGAGUUUGGAGAAGACGAUGAGAAAGGGGAUGACGACAAGUUUCCAAAGUCUGAAUCUGAAACGAGUAUCAAGAGGAAAGGUUUUCGUUUCUCUAUUGAAGGAAAUCGACUAACCUAUGAAAACAAGUUCUCUUCUCCGCACCAGUCAUUGCUGAGUAUCCGCGGAUCUCUGUUUUCACCAAGACGUAACAGCAGAGCCAGCCUCUUCAGCUUCAGAAACCGUGCAAAAGACAUGGGGUCAGAGAAUGACUUUGCUGAUGAUGAACACAGCACCUUUGAGGACAAUGAGAGCAGAAGAGGCUCUUUAUUUGUACCGCACAGCCACGGAGAAAGGAGGAACAGCAAUAUCAGCCAAGCCAGCAAAUCAUCCAAGACAAUGCUUCCGUUGAAUGGGAAGAUGCACAGCACAGUGGAUUGCAAUGGAGUAGUGUCUCUGCUGGGAGGUCCAUCUGUCCCGACAUCGCCUGUUGGACUUCUUCUGCCAGAGGUGAUAAUAGAUAAACCAGCUUCUGAUGACAAAGGAACCACCACAGAGACUGAGAUAAGGAAGCGCAAGCCAAGCUGUUAUCAGGUUUCUAUGGAUCUUUUGGAAGAUCCAACAUUCAUGAGACAGAGAGCCUUGAGUGUUGCUAGUAUAUUGACCAACACAAUGGAAGAACUUGAAGAAUCCAGGCAGAAGUGUCCUCCAUGUUGGUACAAGUUUGCAAACACCUUCUUAAUCUGGGACUGCACUGAUAGGUGGCUGAGCAUAAAGCAUAUUGUCAAACUGGUUGUAAUGGAUCCUUUUGUGGACCUGGCGAUAACAAUUUGCAUCGUUUUAAACACAUUAUUCAUGGCCAUGGAGCAUUACCCCAUGACUGACGAAUUUAAUUAUGUCCUUAGUGUUGGAAACUUGGUUUUCACUGGAAUCUUUACAGCAGAAAUGAUAUUUAAGCUGAUUGCCUUAGAUCCAUACUAUUAUUUCCAAGAAGGCUGGAACAUUUUUGAUGGAAUCAUCGUGAGCCUCAGUUUGAUGGAGCUGGGUCUGGCUAAUGUGGAAGGAUUAUCUGUGCUUAGAUCAUUCAGAUUGCUCCGAGUCUUCAAGUUGGCAAAAUCAUGGCCUACUCUCAACAUGCUGAUCAAGAUCAUCGGUAACUCUGUGGGAGCUCUGGGAAACCUGACCUUGGUGUUGGCUAUCAUUGUGUUUAUUUUUGCUGUGGUCGGCAUGCAGCUGUUUGGUAAGAGCUACAAGGAAUGUGUCUGUAAGAUCUCAGAUGACUGCGAGCUUCCACGCUGGCACAUGAACGACUUCUUCCAUUCCUUCCUGAUUGUGUUCCGAGUACUCUGUGGAGAGUGGAUCGAGACUAUGUGGGACUGUAUGGAGGUGGCCGGACAAUCUAUGUGCCUUUUGGUCUUCAUGUUAGUGAUGGUCAUUGGCAAUCUUGUGGUUUUGAAUUUGUUCCUGGCCUUGUUACUGAGUUCAUUUAGUUCCGACAACCUCACCGCAACAGACGAUGACAAUGAGAUGAACAACCUUCAGAUUGCUGUGGGAAGAAUACAGAGGGGAAUAGAUUUUGUAAAGAAAACAAUGCGAGAAUGCAUCCAGAAAGCCUUUGUGAAGAAACAAAAAGCUCUAGAUGAAAUCAAACCUCUCGAGGAUCUGCACAACCGGAAAGAGAGCUGUCUUUAUAACCAUAAUGCCGUUGAUAUUAAUAAAGACUUAGAUUAUCACAAAGGUGGAAAUGGAACUACAAGCGGAGUAGGCAGCAGUGUGGAAAAGUAUAUUAUUGAUGAGAGUGAUUACAUGUCCUUUAUACAUAAUCCAAGCCUCACCGUGACUGUUCCCAUCGCUGUUGGGGAAUCUGAUUUUGAAAAUCUCAAUACAGAAGACUUCAGCAGUGAAUCUGACCUGGAAGAAAGUAAAGAGAAGCUGAACAUGACCAGCUCAUCUGAAGGUAGCACGGUGGAUAUCAGACCCCCUGGGGCAGUUGUGGAAGGAGAAGGAGAGUUGUUGGAGAUUGAACCGGAGGAAGCUAUGGAGCCAGAUGCCUGCUUCACAGAAGGAUGUGUAAAAAGAUUUCCAAUUUGCACUGUGAACAUUGAUGAAAAAAAUGGCAAGCUAUGGUGGACAUUCAGGAAAACCUGCUAUACAAUUGUUGAACACAACUGGUUUGAAACCUUCAUUAUCUUCAUGAUUCUUCUGAGUAGUGGAGCGCUGGCUUUCGAAGAUAUCUACAUAGAACAAAGGAAAACCAUCAAAACCAUGCUGGAAUAUGCUGAUAAAGUCUUCACGUACAUCUUUAUCCUUGAAAUGCUUCUGAAAUGGGUGGCGUAUGGAUUUGUAAAAUAUUUCACCAACGCCUGGUGCUGGCUGGACUUCCUGAUUGUUGAUGUCUCUCUUGUUAGCUUAGUAGCUAACGCCUUGGGAUACUCUGAACUAGGGGCUAUUAAGUCCCUAAGGACAUUAAGGGCCUUGAGACCACUGAGAGCCCUUUCACGGUUUGAAGGGAUGAGGGUGGUUGUAAAUGCACUGAUCGGAGCCAUUCCUUCCAUUAUGAACGUACUUCUGGUUUGUCUGAUAUUCUGGUUAAUUUUCAGUAUAAUGGGUGUGAAUCUGUUUGCCGGAAAAUAUUAUCAUUGUGUUAACACUACCACUGGUGAAAUAUUUCCAAUUACUGAAGUUGAAAACCAGUCAGACUGUUUACUGCUAAUAAAGGCCAAUGAAAGUGCUCGGUGGAAGAACGUUAAAGUCAAUUUUGAUAACGUAGGAGCUGGUUAUCUUGCUUUACUCCAAGUAGCAACGUUUAAAGGCUGGAUGGAUAUAAUGUAUGCUGCAGUUGACUCCCGAAAGCUACAAGAGCAACCUAAAUAUGAAGACAACUUAUAUAUGUAUUUAUACUUUGUCAUCUUCAUCAUAUUUGGCUCCUUUUUCACUCUGAACCUCUUCAUUGGUGUCAUUAUUGACAAUUUCAACCAGCAAAAGAAGAAGUUUGGAGGUCAGGAUAUCUUCAUGACAGAGGAGCAAAAGAAAUAUUAUAACGCCAUGAAAAAGCUGGGAUCUAAAAAGCCACAAAAGCCCAUUCCAAGACCACCGAAUAAAUACCAAGGUUUUGUGUUCGAUAUUGUAACAAGGCAAGCCUUUGAUAUCACCAUCAUGAUACUUAUUUGCCUUAACAUGGUGACAAUGAUGAUUGAAACAGAUGAACAGAGCCAAGAUAUGGAAAAUAACUUGUACUGGAUCAACUUGGUCUUCAUUGUCCUGUUCACUGGUGAAUUUGUUAUGAAACUGAUCUCACUACGGUAUUAUUACUUCACAAUUGGCUGGAACAUUUUUGAUUUUGUUGUUGUUAUUCUCUCCAUUGUUGGCAUGUUUCUGGCCGACAUGAUAGAAAACUAUUUUGUUUCUCCAACAUUAUUCAGAGUUAUAAGACUUGCCAGGAUUGGGAGAAUCUUGCGUCUCAUUAAAGGAGCCAAGGGAAUUCGCACUCUACUUUUUGCUUUGAUGAUGUCACUUCCAGCCCUGUUCAAUAUUGGUCUUCUGCUCUUCUUAGUGAUGUUUAUUUACGCUAUCUUUGGAAUGUCCAACUUUGCCUAUGUCAAGAAAGAAGCAGGAAUUGAUGACAUGUUUAAUUUUGAAACAUUUGGCAACAGUAUGAUUUGCUUGUUCCAAAUUACUACAUCAGCUGGGUGGGAUGGAUUAUUAGCCCCAAUUCUGAAUAGUGGAGCACCAGACUGUGACCCACAUGCAGAACACCCUGGGAGUUCUGUUAGAGGAGAUUGUGGUAACCCAUCUGUUGGGAUUUUUUUCUUUGUAAGUUAUAUCAUCAUAUCCUUUUUAGUGGUGGUAAACAUGUAUAUUGCUGUCAUUUUGGAGAACUUUAGUGUUGCCACGGAGGAAAGUGCAGAACCUCUUGGAGAGGAUGACUUUGAAAUGUUCUAUGAAGUCUGGGAAAAGUUUGAUCCAGAUGCAACACAAUUCAUUCAGUACUGUAAAUUGCCUGAUUUUGCUGAUGCCCUGGAUCCACCUCUUCGCAUACCAAAACCAAACAGAGUUCCGCUUAUUGCAAUGGAUCUUCCCAUGGUAAGCGGUGACAGAAUUCACUGCCUUGACAUCUUGUUUGCCUUUACAAAGCGAGUGUUGGGUGAAGGAGACGAAAUGGAUAAUCUUCGCCAACCAAUGGAAGAGCGUUUUAUGGCAUCCAACCCUUCAAAGGUCUCCUAUGAACCAAUUACGUCUACCUUACGGAGAAAACAAGAGGAAUUGUCAGCAAUCAUCAUUCAGCGAUGUUUCCGGAAAUUUCUUUUUUGGAAAACUAUUAAACAUGCUUCAUAUAUGUAUAGAAAAGAUAGAAUGAAAGAAGUAAAUAGCUUGCCUAUUAAAGAAGACAUGGUUAUUGACAAGCUUAAUGGGAACUCAACUACAGAAAAAACUGAUAUAACACCCUCUACAACAUCACCUCCAUCGUACGAUAGCGUAACAAAACCAGAAAAGGAAAAACACGAAAAAGACAAAGCAGAAAAAGAGGACAAAAGCAAAGAUUCCAGAGAGAAUAAAAAAUAAAACUGCACAUUUUUUCAUUUGUGUGAUAAAUUGUUUACAACCUGUGAAGAUGACCCAUCUGUGUCAACAGGACUCCUCUUGGAGAUCUAUGCCAAACUGACAGUUCUUGCAUACAUGUACUCAAGGUCAGUGCCUAUAAUAAGACAGUGACCUCUUGUCAAGAGAUGGUGUAUCAGCCUUGACUGGUGGUUACUGUUUAAACAACCAGUUGACACUUCUUACGCAGAGGUCCACAAACGGCUUCUUAGUCUGUCGGGACCAGUCAUGGGAAUGCAAACUUAUAUUGUUUGUGUGUUUUACAUAAAACACUGUAGUACAAUAAUUGUGUCCACUGUCUGCAUUUUCGAUUACCAUACUGCCAUAUGUUUACAGACUUGUGUUAGUGGAACAACUGUUUUUUUUUUGUUUGUUUGUUUUUUUAUUUGUAGGUCAUUUAUUUAUAUAUGUGACUAUUUUUGUAUAUGGGUUUUACAGUACAUUGGGGAUAUAAUACAACCUUUAAAAAAUAUUAUAAGUCUAAGAAAAAAAAAAA
Molecule: messenger RNA, 7086 nt
Organism: Nanorana parkeri
Lineage: Eukaryota; Metazoa; Chordata; Amphibia; Anura; Dicroglossidae
Product: sodium channel protein type 2 subunit alpha-like
Exons: 27
Coding region: 483-6554 (2023 amino acids)
Biological process (GO): membrane depolarization during action potential; sodium ion transmembrane transport; neuronal action potential
Cellular component (GO): plasma membrane; voltage-gated sodium channel complex; axon
Molecular function (GO): voltage-gated sodium channel activity
Source: RefSeq, a predicted model, not a curated record